AAAAUAAAUGACCCUUAAUUAUAAUCAAAUCAAGGCACUAAUUACAUUUUAAGCAACCCUUAUAAAUAAUACACAUUCUUCUUCACAUAUUCUCCAGCUUCUCUCUCUCAAAUUUCUAACUUUCUCUCUCCAAAUCUAUCCCUUUUCUCAUUUGCUCUCUCUCUCUAAAAAUGUCAACUUUCUCAUUUGACGGUGUUUUUGAUCUUGAUGAAGCUCUUUCUAUGCCGCCGUUAUAUUCAUCCCCCAUGUCGUCAUCUUUCAGUCAUAAUGCUGUAAUUGUGACAGCUGAUACUUUUCCGGUUGUCGUUACUUCUAAGGACGCCGUAUGCUCCGUUUGUACGGAAGAGUUCGAGCCGCCGCGAAAUAGUGGUAGGCAAAUCCCAUGUGGCCACGUAUAUCAUGCUGACUGUAUCUCCGCUUGGUUAUCUGUUCAUGAUUCUUGUCCUCUCUGCCGGGUUGCUGUUGUUAUGGUUGACCAGAAAAAUGCUUACCAAUAAAAUUUUGAGUUUUUGAUGAUUUUUUUUAAAUUAGUUUUUGACGUAAUAAUUCAAUGACACUUUUACAUUUUAGAAUUUUAGUGAUUCUUUUAUUCUUUAUUUUUGGAAGGAGUUAUUGUUUUGUUCUUUGUUCUAAAUUCCAUUUGUAUCAUUGUAGGUUGUAUCAUUGUAGGUAGCCCGUGUGAGAUUUUCUCAAUAUGUACUUAUGGAUAAAUUAUCAAUAUAAAAUAUUGCGAGUUUUUAUUAUUUAAAAAAUAUAUCCAAUCAUCCCG
This is a messenger RNA of Spinacia oleracea (spinach), 769 nucleotides long. RefSeq names its product E3 ubiquitin-protein ligase RZF1-like. Lineage: Eukaryota; Viridiplantae; Streptophyta; Magnoliopsida; Caryophyllales; Amaranthaceae. Bases 171 to 497 code for a protein of 108 amino acids. The transcript has a single exon. The record is from RefSeq and is a predicted model, not a curated record. Gene Ontology annotation, biological process: ubiquitin-dependent protein catabolic process. Gene Ontology annotation, molecular function: ubiquitin protein ligase activity.